This is a messenger RNA of Fusarium redolens, 1612 nucleotides long. RefSeq lists its product as uncharacterized. The transcript has 2 exons. The record is from RefSeq and is a predicted model, not a curated record. Bases 284 to 1471 code for a protein of 395 amino acids. NCBI's taxonomy places the organism in Eukaryota, Fungi, Ascomycota, Sordariomycetes, Hypocreales, Nectriaceae.
CGGCGUCAAAAUUGCAUGAACUGGCAUAUCUUGAAUACAGUUAAUUCUAUGUCAGUUGUAUACCCUGCUCACUCAAUGCAGGGUCAAGCCCAUGACUCUCAGGCAACAACUGCUUCACUGACAAGGCCAAUACUUACGUGUACCGCUGUGGCGAGGUCGGAUUGGGCACGUGCUCAUCACUCCAUCAAGAUCUAGACUUGAUCAGCAUCUCCGACUUUUUAUAUCGUUCUUCAUCAACCCUUUAAGGGCGAUUAAACUCCCUGCUGCGAGUAUAUCGUCUAGUAUGGCUUCGCAGCGAGCGUCACAGACUCCUCCGCAUUUGGACUCGGAGAGUGUGACGAGUGGUCAAACUUCCACUUCUCAAAUGCCGAUGCAUCAUUAUCCAGAGGAUCAACGACAACAUCACAACUUGACACCUUAUACGGACCGCUCAGAGGAUGAUCCGCCUCCGAGUUACACCGUAGUCGACAAUGAAGGGCCUCACGCAAACCCAUUUGAUCUUCUUCCUGCCAGCUCAUCCUCCCUUGAUCUCCAUCCCUUCAAGGGAACAUCCAACGACAAAGUAGUCUACUAUCUCGACAAGCGUCUUGAUACAGACCCUGAAUUUCUAGAGCAGCACAUCUCAGAACUCGCCAAAGAACCACCAAGACCAUACGUCCGCAUCCAAGGUCUAGACCGCAAGUCCAGCAAGGAUGGAAUCGACUUUGACAUCCACAUUGAACUCACACCCCUUCUGUAUCAAGAAAUGGCAACUCGUCGUUCAUGGAGACGUAUACGCGCCGUGAACAAUUUCGACAAAGUGCGUCGCGGAACAGCUGCUAUGACACGGGCACCGGGAUUCGGAGGGAGCGGACCGCCAGAGGAGGGCACACCGGGUGUUGCGCAAUGGUGCUAUCGAUACUGUGCGAGCAAAGCCGGUCUAAAAGUGUUUGUUCUAGAGCGUCGAUUGACGGGCUGGGAUUUCGCCCUCGUGGGGUCGAGACUGGAGAGUUUGGUGCGGGGGACGGGAUAUCGUGGGGAAGUCAACAUUACGUUCCCUACAACGAAUGCACGCGUUGAAAUAUACAACAGCUGCCAGACAAACCGAUGGCGCCUUACACGAUGGCUUGUUCUUUUGUUUUAUUUUACUCUGUUGUGGAUAUUCACUUGGCCGUGGGUAUCGCUGCGAACACGAUGGUACGAGACGGUAUUCGUGGAGUGGUCGUUAAGUCGGCCUGACAGACAGGGAACGCUACGAUAUGCAUGCAUGAGUGAAGAUCAGUGGUUCAGACUCUGGCGACGACCUAUUGAGCAGGCGAUUCGGACGAGGAGACGAGGACGGUUGAGUCGUGAUGAUAUAGUGGAUGAGUGUGUUGCGCCUGGUGCUGAAGAUUCUGCGAGGGGAAUGAGAGCGGGAUUGGAGGUUUUGCAGAGGACGUUUGGAUGGGGAGGGGAUGGAGAGGGCAGUGGAAGACAUUCGCCUUGUAUUUGAUGGUGUUUGGGUUGGUUUAGGGGCAUUAGAUUGACCGAGCUCCUUGGGUUUGCAUGGAAGCGUUGGCGUAUCAAGAUCGCAUUGGUCUUUAGUUAUGAUUCAUGAUAGUUAUUCCCAACUCAAAAUGUUAAUUCGUGUGUG